Messenger RNA from Saccostrea cuccullata (small rock oyster), 787 nucleotides. RefSeq names its product toll-like receptor 4. Gene Ontology annotation, biological process: immune response; toll-like receptor signaling pathway; inflammatory response. Gene Ontology annotation, molecular function: transmembrane signaling receptor activity. Bases 89 to 766 code for a protein of 225 amino acids. The transcript has a single exon. Gene Ontology annotation, cellular component: plasma membrane. NCBI's taxonomy places the organism in Eukaryota, Metazoa, Mollusca, Bivalvia, Ostreida, Ostreidae. The record is from RefSeq and is a predicted model, not a curated record.
AAUGCUUAAGAGAUUAAGAAGGACCGAGAUUUUUGUUCGUGGAAAUCCUAUAACCUGUGAUUGUUUACACAUCCAAUCACUCUGAUUGAUGAAGGAAAUUCAGUACUUGUUUACAGAUCUCAAUGAAACCGUAUGCAGGGAAAAGAAUAUAACAGUGUUAGAACUGCUAACAGAAAGGGGGUUUGCAAAAUUUGAGAAAAAUUGUCAGACAGGAACUUGGCUGGUCGUCUCUUUUUCCAUGUUAACAAUUUUAACUGUUGCAAUCACUGUCGUUUUCCUUGUGAAAAAAUAUCGUGUUCAUGUUGAUUAUGUUAUUCUGAAUUUACGUAGCAGAUGGAAAGGCGUUUAUUCCGUCGAAAGUGGGGACUAUGGGUUUGAUGCUUUUAUAUCUUAUGCUGAAGAUGACUACAGAAUUGUAAGCACUACAUUAUAUCAAACGCUAACACAAAGAGGAUUCCAGAUAAGUUUUCCGGAUAAAGAUUUCAUUCCUGGAAUAUCCAAAGCGGAUGAAUUGCUACGGUGUGUUGACAAAAGUAGAAAAGUUGUGUUUAUUAUCACUGAAAACUUUCUUGCAAAUGGUUGGAAUUCAUACGCCGUCCAGAUGACGGUAACUCAUUCGUUUCAUAAUAAUCGAAAACAAUCCAUCAUAGUGAUAAUUAAAGACAAUAUAACCAUACAAAGAAUGCCAAAAGACUUACGAUAUAUCUGGUGGUCCAUUGUAAGUAUAAGGUGGCCAGAAGCAAGUGAACUGAUGGACCAGUUUUAGGAUGAACUUGAUCGUGCCUUA